Messenger RNA from Malus domestica (apple), 2030 nucleotides. Its product is annotated as probable methionine--tRNA ligase. The record is from RefSeq and is a predicted model, not a curated record. Gene Ontology annotation, cellular component: aminoacyl-tRNA synthetase multienzyme complex; cytosol. Gene Ontology annotation, molecular function: ATP binding; methionine-tRNA ligase activity. Gene Ontology annotation, biological process: methionyl-tRNA aminoacylation. NCBI's taxonomy places the organism in Eukaryota, Viridiplantae, Streptophyta, Magnoliopsida, Rosales, Rosaceae.
UAAAGCAACCAACAUUCUGUUAAGCCACAACACGCAGAACAACCUCUUUGUGAGUAAUCAAAUCAUGGACGAUCAAUCAGACGGCGGGGAAGGCAACUCCCAAAGAAAUCCGAAGCUGCCGGUACCCGGAAAACGCAACAUACUCAUCACAAGUGCCCUCCCUUAUGUCAACAACAUCCCUCACCUUGGCACCAUCAUUGGCUGUGUUCUAAGUGCUGAUGUUUACGCUCGAUACUGUCGCCUUCGCGGGUACAAUGCGAUAUACAUAUGUGGGACUGAUGAGUAUGGGACUGCAACCGAGACAAAAGCUAGGGAGGAAAAUUGUACUCCACAGCAAAUUUGUGACAAAUACUAUGAAAUUCAUAAACAGGUCUACGAGUGGUUCGAUAUAAGUUUUGAUAAAUUCGGACGCACGUCAACUCCUCAACAGACAGAAAUUUGCCAACAUAUUUUCAAGAAACUUUUGGAGAACGGAUAUUUUUCCGAGAACACAAUUCAGCAGCUGUUUUGUGAAACAUGCGAUCGUUUCUUGGCUGACCGGCUAGUGGAAGGCACUUGCCCAACGCUAGAUUGCGGCUAUGAUUCUGCACGAGGAGAUCAGUGCGAUAAGUGUGGAAAGCUGUUGAAUACAACUGAGCUUAAGGAUCCUAGAUGUAAAGCAUGUCAGGCACGGCCAUGCAUACGAGAGACGAACCACUUAUUUCUAGAGCUCCCUUUACUGAAGGAUAAAGUGGAAGAAUUUGUCAACAACCUGUCAGUUGAAGGAUCUUGGAGCCCGAACGCUAUUCAAACUACAUACGCAUGGCUUAGAGAAGGACUUAAGGUGCGAUGUAUGACGAGGGACCUUAAGUGGGGUGUUCCCGUUCCACUCGAAAAAUUUGAGGACAAGGUUUUUUAUGUAUGGUUUGAUGCGCCUAUCGGUUAUAUUUCUAUCACUUCAUGCUACACGCCCGAUUGGGAGAAGUGGUGGAAGAACCCCAAAAAUGUUGAGCUGUACCAGUUCAUGGGCAAGGACAAUGUGCCAUUCCACACGGUUAUGUUUCCAUCUACGCUUCUUGGAACCGGAGAGAAUUGGACACUGAUGAAGAGCCUUAGCGUCACAGAAUAUCUGAUGUAUGAAACAGGGAAGUUUUCCAAGAGUAGGGGCAUAGGAAUUUUCGGCAAUGAUGUGCAAGAAACAAACAUUCCCUCAGAAGUGUGGCGAUAUUAUUUGCUAGCUAACCGGCCAGAGGUCUCAGACACCGUUUUUACAUGGGCGGACUUACAAGCAAAACUAAACACUGAGUUGCUGAAUAAUUUGGGAAAUUUCAUUAACCGGGUAUUGAGCUUCAUUGCAAAACCUCAAGGACAAGGAUAUGGAUCUAUUAUUCCAGACGCUUCGGGGGCAGAAUCACAUUCCUUGACGAAAAGAUUGGCAGAGAGAAUCGGCAUAUAUGUGGAUCAAUACAUAGAAGCAAUGGAGAAGGUCAAGCUAAAGCAAGCACUGAAAAUUGCAAUGAGCAUAUCCAGUGAGGGAAAUGCAUAUUUACAAGAGAACCAGUUCUGGAAACUUUACAAACAAGAUCAAGCUUCCUGCUGUAUUGUCAUCAAGACUUCUGCAGGACUCGUUUAUCUUCUCGCGUGUGUGCUGGAACCUUUCAUGCCUUCAUUUUCUCUCAAGGUGCUAAAGCAGCUCAAUUUGCCACCCGAAAAUCAGUUUUCGCUUUGCAACGAGGAUGUUGAAAGGGCAAGAAAGCCUUGGGAAAUAUUACCUGAUGGUCACAAGAUUGGGACACCAGAGCCUUUGUUCAAAGAAUUGAAAGAUGAAGACGUGGAGUUCUUUAGGAGCAAAUUUUCUGGAAGCCAAGCUGAAAGGGUUGCUAAGGGAGAGGCUGAAGCAAAGAAAAUGGCUGAGAAAUUGGAGCAAACAAAAAUUUGAUGCUUCCUUUAUAUACUAAGUAGAUUCCUUGUUUGUAGUAACUUGUAUGGAUGGGUUGGAGGCUACCAAGUGCUUAAUUUCUGAAUGAAUAAUGAAUUUUGAAGGAUUUUAC